Molecule: messenger RNA, 1756 nt
Organism: Aspergillus steynii IBT 23096
Lineage: Eukaryota; Fungi; Ascomycota; Eurotiomycetes; Eurotiales; Aspergillaceae
Product: Smr domain protein
Exons: 2
Coding region: 74-1756 (560 amino acids)
Molecular function (GO): ubiquitin binding
Source: RefSeq, a predicted model, not a curated record
CUGUUUUAGACCCCCAGAGGCAUGCCCAGGAACCCCCGAAUACAUCCCCGACGUAUCAUCAGCGACUUCGAAGAUGGAUGACAAAGGUGCCGGCUUAUUCAAAGAAUUGGAAGAAACCUAUUGCCCACCCCUCGACGCAGCCUUGUUCACCGCGAUCGUCUGCGACUAUGACCUCUCCGACGCGACUCAGAUCCAGGACCUCCGAGAUACCCUCGAUACCCUGAAGCUGUCUGCAUGGGAACAGGAGGGACUUCCCUUCGAUCCCUCCGGGACGAGCGGCUUGGGAUCGGUGGAAGGCCUCGACGCGGACGGGAUCCCGUCGGAGCGCAGCGUGUCGCAAAACGGCACCAAUCCGUCGCGCGAAACCGAUGUGACCAGCCUCGUCUCCGACUUUUCGUCAACCAGCCUGAAUGGGAAGAGCAAGAGUCAGAGGAAUGAUCGGUCGGGACUGUCCGAUCGCGUGGCAUACACGGUUGCUGCCGAUGGCUCUCUACGUCUGUCGGGAGCGACGCAAGAAGACAAGAUUGAUUAUUUAACGGAAAUGUUCCCCUCGGCGGACGACUUCACCAUACAGCAUACUUUGCAAAAGUCUAGUGGGGAUGUAGAUCGGUCAAUGGAUGUUCUGCUCAAUCUGGUCUUUUUCGACGAGCAACCGUCAAACGAGAACGACCCCAAGGUGGCGGUUCCGAAAGGCAUCGACGGGUUUCAGGACGGCGUAGAUGCCGACAUAUCGCGCAAAAAGGGUCGCAAACGCAAAGGCAAGAACAAAGCCACCAGGAGCCAAGAAAUGUCUGCUUUUGAUUCGGAAGACUUGGAGUCGCCCCGCCCCGUCAACAAAUGGGAUUCCGCCCAGAAGGACGUGGACUUCAUCCAUUCUCGGACCUCUCCGAUUCUCAAGAAAGAAGCAGUGGCGUCUGCUUACCAUGCCAACGGAGCUUCGUUGCCGAUCACUAUUCGGUCUCUCGCCGGCGCUUAUGCCCCGGCGAAGGAGGAAGAGAUCAAUCGAGACCCGGUUACGUUGGCCCAGGUGGCCGAACUGAUCCAGGAGUUUCCGUCCAUCCCACCAACAACAUUUGCCGGUCUUCUCGCAAUCACUAGGAGCUCAACCUCGGCCGCCAGUGAACUAGCCGAUGCGAUGCUCACCGGACCAGUCACCCCAUCGGUAUCGGAAUUGAUCAAGAUCACCGCGGCGCCACUGCCUCUCGACCCGGACGACGAAACGCCAGCGCAGCGAAAAGCCGCAGCGCGAAUCGCUCGAGACUACACGACGGUACGGAGCUCUGCCGGGGUUCAUUUCGCAGCCGGCGCAGAAGCUCUCUCGAAAGCCUCGAUGGCGUAUAGACGCGGCAAGUCGGAUCGACUUAUGGGUGGAGCGGCUGCCUACUAUUCCGCCGUGGGACGAGACCAUCUCGAGCGGGCGAAGCGCAAUGCCGCGGAUGCCGCCGACGCCUUGGUAGACUCGCAGUCGACGUCUAACAUGCUGGAUCUGCACGGCGUCUCGGUCCAGGAUGCGGUUCGCAUCGCCAGUGAGCGAGUCGGCGACUGGUGGGAUUCCCUGGGGGAUGCCAGGUACGUGCGAGGGGGCAGCGAUUCGAUCGGCGGAGGAUAUCGCAUUGUCACCGGAGUUGGGCGCCACAGCCACGACGGCACCUCGCGCCUGGGGCCAGCGGUGGGCAAGAUGCUGGCUCGAGAAGGCUGGAGGGUGGAAGUCGGGGAGGGCGUUUUGACCGUGACGGGGGUGGUGCGACGACGUUGA